Ipomoea nil (Japanese morning glory) is the source of this 405-nucleotide messenger RNA. RefSeq lists its product as uncharacterized. The transcript has a single exon. The record is from RefSeq and is a predicted model, not a curated record. The coding region runs from base 1 to 405 and encodes 134 amino acids. NCBI's taxonomy places the organism in Eukaryota, Viridiplantae, Streptophyta, Magnoliopsida, Solanales, Convolvulaceae.
AUGGCAUCAUCAGUCUGCGUACCAAACUAUGAUCAUCAGAAUGGUAGAUGGCAGACGGCGGCGGCGGCGGCGGGGAUGGGUGAAGUGCGCGGCGGCGGAAGGUGGCAGCCGCCUAUGGUGGUGGACAGCGUGUCGUGCAGGCAGUUGUACCUUAGGAGCGCUUACACGUUCUCAAAGAAAGAAAGCGUGCCGGAGAAAACAAUAAAGUGCUUCGGAAUGGUCAGAAAAACGGUGGCUGCUGCAGCCGCCGGGAAAAAGAGCUCGAAAUCUGCGGUGACGGGGUCUCGCCGGAAAAGGAGAUUUCCGGUUGUGGUGAAGAAGUUAUAUGGUUGCGCUGUCUCUACACUCUUUCAGAGGGUGUUGACUUGCACCGCCGGCGUAGAGGUCGUGGAUCACAUGCACUAG